Molecule: messenger RNA, 1731 nt
Organism: Fomitopsis serialis
Lineage: Eukaryota; Fungi; Basidiomycota; Agaricomycetes; Polyporales; Fomitopsidaceae
Product: O-acetylhomoserine ami
Exons: 15
Coding region: 291-1598 (435 amino acids)
Biological process (GO): transsulfuration
Molecular function (GO): transferase activity, transferring alkyl or aryl (other than methyl) groups; pyridoxal phosphate binding
Source: RefSeq, a predicted model, not a curated record
CUCUCGACGAUAACAUAUACUUACGUUCUCAGGCCUGACAUCGACUGCCAUGUCUUCUGAUAUCCAACCACUCGUGACUCUGUGUUUUCCGAACCGGCAGUAGUCUCGAGCUCGCGAUCUUUCUACCGCAUGACGCGAUUGCCAUUGCACCUCAUACAGGGGCGGCUUUUCGAGUCACGCACUGACAUAACUUCAUGGCGGCACGAUGACGGAACGUACGCCCAAUAAAUAUAUGUACAUGACAGGAUCCGGCCCAAAGUGUUGCGAACACCUCCUUCGAGUCUUCUCCCAUGGCCCAUCAAUUUCACAAAGCUCCUGAGUUUGAGACUCUCCAGCUACACGCUGGGCAGGAGCCCGACCCUACUACGAAUGCGCGGGCACCUCCUAUCUACGCUACCACUAGUUUCGUCUUCAACAAUUCUGAGCACGGCGCCGACUUGUUCGGCCUUAGGACGUUCGGCAACAUCUACUCUCGUAUUGGCAAUCCGACAGUAGAAGUAUUCGAGAAGCGUAUUGCCGCUCUCGAGGGCGGAGCUGCCGCUGUCGCUGCCUCUAGUGGACAAGCAGCGCAGUUCAUGGCGAUUUCGACAAUCGCUGGCGCCGGGGACAACAUCGUGUCUACGUCCUUCUUGUACGGUGGUACCUACAAUCAGUUCAAAGUCUACCUGAAGCGAUUCAACAUCGGUGUCAAAUUUGUGACCAGCGAAGACCCAGAGGCGUUCGCCGCGGCCAUUGAUGACAAGACGAAGGCUAUAUACAUAGAGAGCAUCGGGAACCCGAAGUACAACGUUGCGCCAAUCCCGGAGCUUGCAAAGGUGGCCCAUGAUCACGGUAUCCCGUUGAUUGUGGACAACACAUUUGGCAUCGGAGGUUACCUCAUUCGUCCCAUCGACCAUGGUGCAGACAUUGUCGUUCACAGCGCCACGAAGUGGAUAGGCGGCCAUGGAAACACGAUUGCAGGCGUGGUCAUUGACUCUGGCAAGUUUGACUGGGUACGGUCUGGCAAAUUCCCCACUUUCACUGAGCCGUCCGAGGGCUACCACGGCCUCAAAUUCAGCGAGACGUUUGGACCGAUCGCCUUCGCCAUCAAGCUCCGCGUCGAGGUGUUGCGCGAUCUCGGCUCGACACUCAACCCAUUCGGCGCGUUCCUCCUGCUGCAGGGGCUGGAGACGCUCAGUCUGAGAGGAGAGAGGCACUCGCAGAACGCACUUGCGCUCGCACAGUGGCUCGAACAGCAUCCGAAAGUGUCAUGGGUGUCGUACCUCGGCCUUGCGUCGCACUCAUCGCACUCGGUCGCGCAAAGGCUACUAAGGCCAAAUGUAUAUGGCGGUGUCCUCAGCUUCGGCGUCAAGGGUGGCAACGACGCGAAGGUCGGCAGUGCUGUCGUAGACAACUUGCGCCUGGCGAGCAACCUUGCUAACGUUGGCGACGCGAAGACACUAGUGAUUCAUCCCGCGACGACAACGCACCAGCAGCUCACGACGGAGGAGCAAUUCGCAACGGGUGUUACACCUGACUUGAUCAGGGUGUCUGUUGGCAUUGAGAACAUCGCAGACAUCAUCGCCGAUUUUGAGGAGGCCUUGAAAGCAGUGCCCUGAAUAGAUAAAUGUUGAAGGCAAGAACACCCAGCCUGGAGACUUUGCUUGCCGUGUGUUCAUAUAGUACGACGACGUACGUUCAUGUAGGAUACCCGCUCGUAAGAAGAACAAUCAUCAUAACUGUCUGACAUUA